Molecule: messenger RNA, 1677 nt
Organism: Rotaria sp. Silwood2
Lineage: Eukaryota; Metazoa; Rotifera; Eurotatoria; Philodinida; Philodinidae
Source: the annotation of a GenBank genome assembly
AUGGCAAUGACACAAACAUUGAGCGCUGUUCCAGCAAUGCUCACUGAUCUCUAUCAAAUUACGAUGGCCUAUGCUUAUUGGAAGAAUGGUAAACAUCAAGAUGAAUCAACAUUUGACCUCUUUUUUCGCAAGAAUCCAUUUGGUGGUGAAUUUACAUUGUUCGCUGGUCUCGAAGAAUGUUUAAAAUUUGUACAAAAUUACAAAUUUCAAGCAUCCGAUAUCGAUUAUCUUCGCAAAUCAUUGCCCAACUAUGUAGAAGAAGAAUUUUACGACUUUUUAUCGACACUCAACAUGAAUGAUAUUAAAAUUUAUGCAAUACCUGAAGGUAAAAUUAUGUGUACAUAUACUUUCUUCCGUAUUUUCUUAAUUCGUCAUUUAGGUUCUGUGGUUUUUCCUCGCUUGCCGUUGCUUCGUGUCGAAGGACCUAUUCUUAAAGCGCAACUGCUCGAAACAACUCUUCUAACACUAAUCAAUUACGCCAGUCUGGUAGCGACGUAUGCCUUUCGAUUUCGUAUGGCAGUAACAUCUAAGAAAAUAUUUCAUGAAUGCGGUCUUCGACAUGCUCAAGGUCCGAAUGGAGGUCUUAGUGCUUCAAAAUAUUGCUAUUUAGGUGGAUUUGAUGGUACGUCAAAUGUACUAGCUGGUAAACUUUACGGAAUUCCUAUCCAAGGAACGCAUACAUAUGCUUAUGUUAGUUCAUAUCAAAAUCUUGAUGAGUUGAAACUUCGAGAAUUAUCCGAUCGAAUCACUGGUGAAUCACAUCCAUUUACUGAAUUGUGCUUGAAAUAUAUCAAUGAAGUUGUUUCAAUAUUCAAAAUCUUUCCUGACCAACUUAAUAAAGGCGAAUUGGCCGCAUUCAUUACCUAUGCUAUCUCGUUUCCUUCUGGCUUCUUGGCUUUGGUCGACACGUAUGAUGUUCUCAAAUCCGGUGUCCCGAAUUUUUUGGCUGUCGCUCUUGCAUUAAACGAAUGCAACUAUCAAGCGAUCGGUCUUCGUUUGGAUUCUGGUGACUUGGCCUAUUUAUCAUUGGAAAUACGAACAUAUUUUGUUGAAGUCGCUCGAAAGUACAAUCUACCCUACAUCGAACGUUUAACUAUUGUGGCAAGUAGUGAUAUCAGUGAGGAUACAUUGCAUUCAUUGGAACAACAAGGACAUGCCAUUGAUAUAUUCAAUAUUGGAGCACAUUUGGUUACAUGCCAAAUGCAACCAGCACUUGGUUGUGUUUAUAAAUUGGUUGAAUUGAAUGGAACACCACGCAUCAAAGUAAGUCAAGAUCUCGAAAAAGUGACGAUACCUGGUCGAAAAAAUGUCUAUCGAUUUUACGAUUAUAACGGCGAAGCUUUAUGUGACUUGAUGACUGGAAGUGAUGAAUCAGAACCGAAAGCAGGUGUUAGAGUACUUUGUCUGCAUCCAUUUUCUGAGACGAAACGUGCCUAUGUUACACCAACAUCGGUAGAAUGUAUACAUAAAUUGUAUUGGGCCAAUGGUCAAAUUCAACAUGCACUACCGACAUGGCAAGAAGUUCGUAUCUAUGCCCAACAACAAAUCGAAACAUUGCGUAAAGAUCAUCGACGACAUCUUAAUCCGACACCGUAUAAGGUCUCUCUUACUAAUCAUCUCUAUUCGUUCGCACAUCGACUAUGGAUCAAGAGUGUACCAAUUGGUGAAGUGGCCUAA